This is a messenger RNA of Physeter macrocephalus (sperm whale), 927 nucleotides long. It is a transcript of the gene BRICD5, whose product is annotated as BRICHOS domain containing 5. Gene Ontology annotation, biological process: regulation of cell population proliferation. The record is from RefSeq and is a predicted model, not a curated record. NCBI's taxonomy places the organism in Eukaryota, Metazoa, Chordata, Mammalia, Artiodactyla, Physeteridae. The transcript is spliced from 3 exons. Bases 178 to 858 code for a protein of 226 amino acids.
CGGGUCUGGACCUGUCGGGGUGAGUGCCUCCCACCACUUGGUGCCCUCUCCUUGGACAAAGACCCAGGGCCUGUCCUGCAGGGGCAGGAGAAGCGUCCACCUCCCAUACCUCCUCAGCCCCUUCCUUCUCUGAGCCAGCCUGUUGCCUGGUCUCCACUCCAGGCCCCACUGACUGCAAUGUGCCUCCACGUGAAGACCAAGCCCUGCCACGGCGGGUGGAGAGCUCCUGGCCUACUAUUGCUGCUGCUGGCACUGGCCACCGGUGGGGCUGUGGCUGGAGGGCUUCUUGGCUUCGCUCACAGCCCUCUCAAGCCACUGCUGCAGACGCUCCGUCUGACCCUCCCGAGCCCCAGGGUGCCCCGGUCCAACCAAACCGAACAGGUGGACGUGGCCCAGAAUGUGGCAACCAUCAAGGUGACUCCAGCUCAGAGCAACCACAGCUGGGCAGUGCUGUUCGACGGGCAGAGCGGUUGUGUCUGUUACCGCCCCUCAGAGCACCGGGCCUGCUUCCUCCGCCUGAUGGAACCCCGAGACCGCGAGACCCUGCAGCUGCUGGUGAACACCUCUUGGGUAAGGAGCCUCCGGCCAGGGGCCAGACAAAGGGUCCUGUGUGUGGCCUGGGCCCGGGGCAGGAUGGGGCUCCAGUUUCAGGGGAACAGAAGCUCUAUCUUCCUUUGGUUGAGGCUGCUGACAAGAGCCAGGGCAGGGCUGGCACGAUGCCAGCAUGUCCAGGGACACGUCGGCCCAACCCAGUCAGGGGCAGUGCGAGUGUCCUUCUCUGCAGCCCCAAGGGACUCACAGCACCAGCCAGGACACCCACUAUGCCGAGGAGCUGCUGGCAGUGCUUGGGAGCCAUGAGGUGGACCCUGCCCAGGUGGGGGCUUCCGUGCGGAACCUUUGUGCAAAGACCCCCAUUUACUGGGCCCG